Durusdinium trenchii is the source of this 2576-nucleotide messenger RNA. NCBI's taxonomy places the organism in Eukaryota, Dinophyceae, Suessiales, Symbiodiniaceae. The record is from the annotation of a GenBank genome assembly.
GGCGUUCUGUCAGCUGCGGUCCGUUGCAAUGCUACUACCCUUGGAGCGAAAGGGACAUGGCUGGCGGAGAUCUUAGCCGAGUAGCCUCCAAGCAUGAAGUUUGGCAAGCAACUGGAAGAGUACGAGCUUCCAGAGUGGAAAGGCUACUAUUUGCCUUACAAGCUCUUGAAGAGAAAGCUUGAAGAUUUGUCCGCCAGGACAGAUACACCAAGAUCGCAAGGAUCCCACAGUGGUCGAGUGGGUGGAAGUGCUUUGGAAGGGGAGGAAGCUUACACUGAAGCAGAUUGGCUUCGGACGGUUGAGGAGGAGGCCAUGCGCAUUGGAGAUUUUGUUGAUAGGGGUAUACAUGGGCUGGAGCAGCAGUUGAAGGAUUUGGAAAAGAUGAUCGAAGGGCUGCAGUCUGGCCGCCACAUCGAGGAAUCCAUCGAUGAGAAUGCUCCUACCGACGAGGAGGCAUCCUUCUUGGAGCUCCGAGUGCUGCAGGCAGUUGGGCGCGUCUCAGAAGGUGUGCAGCGACUUCGCCUCUUUGCAGAACUAAAUCAUGCUGCUCUUUACAAGAUCCUCAAGAAGCAUGACAAGCAACUGGUGAGCAAAGAGGGCCUCAGUGAAGCCUUUCCCCGCUUGGUGAAGGCAACACGGCUAAAUGAGACCGGGCGCUUUGAUGCCUUGGACCGGGACCUCAAAAAGCUCUCCUCCGCAAGUUCAAAAACGGAGGAUAUCGAUGCAUCCCCAGAGGUGGCGCGCUUGAUAGCUGGUUUAGGACGAACUGGGGUUGUUGGGCUGACUGUACAGCCAGCAUCACACCGAAGUGAAUUGGUGCUGAGCUUCUUUCUGGGCAGCUCAGUGGCCCUGUUCCUGGCCAUCGGUGUGCUACUGUGCUUGCCCGAGAAGAGCCCUAAGACCUUCUCCGAGGCCUAUUUCCUUACACCCAUUCCAGUGUUUCGUGUAGUUUUCUCUUUUCUCUUGAUACUGUGGUGCAUGGGCGCCGUUGCAAAGAUUUGUGACCAGUCUGAUGUCAAUCAUAUGUUCAUUCUCAAUGUGGACCCUCGCUGUCGGGUGACGCCAGAGUUCUUUUUUGCACGAGCAGCGACACUCACAACCCUUUGGAUUUUGAUUUUUGGUAUGUACGUUGUUGACUACAAAUGGAAGAUCUUGCCAACAGUUUGGGCCCGAGAAGGCUACAACAAGCGCGCAUCCUUUCACUUUGUCUUGUAUCCUGUGUUGCUCCUCCUGCUCACCAUUGUUGGAAGCCUGGCGCCUUCGACCAUUUGCCGUCAAAGGUACAAACUUGCCGUACUGCGGUCAGUCAAGCGGACCGCAUUGGCUCCACUUUUCGCGGUGGACUUUGCCGACAACAUGGUCGGAGAUGUGAUGACAAGCAUUGCGAAGCCCUUAGAGGAUGUUCCUGCGGCAGUGUGUUAUUUGCUGUCUCAUCAUCCGCAAGAAGAAGAACUCGUAGAGCGCUUCGUAACGAGCGGAGAUACCUGCAGUGACACAACACACAGAUGGGUUGUUCCUUUGCUUGCUGGCAUGCCGUUCUUCUUUCGCGCUGGUCAGUGCGUACGGCGCUAUCGAGAUACGAAGGAGUGCAGACACUUGUGGAAUCUUGGGAAAUACCUGUGCAGCUUGCUCGUUGUAAUUGUGUCCCGCAUGGACAAUACUGCGAUGUUGGUUUCAGUGUCCACCGUCGCAACAGUCUAUGCUUUUCUUUGGGAUGUCGGACUCGAUUGGGGACUUGGUGCCAGGGAGCUGAUGCCAGGCAACUCUGCAGAAGCUCGAAAUGUUGAUGGGGAAUCUCCCAAGCUUUCUCAGAAGAAUGGCCUACGCCAGCGGCAUUUUCCCAGAAAGGUUUAUUGGCUUUGCAGCUUGGUGGACUUAGUUGCUCGAUCAACAUGGGUUUUCACCUUGAUGCCUACAAGUCUGGUGACCGGAAAUAUCGUUAUCCGUGUGAUUUUGGUGUCUGUGAUGUCAUCAGUGGAAAUUGUCCGACGCAGCAUGUGGGCUGUCCUUCGCAUUGAGUAUGAGCAGCUCUCCAACGCGAGUGGCUUUCGUGCGCUGCUUUGGGUGCCCUCAAAGCUCAAUACGGCGCCAGAGAGGCGGCCUUCAAAGGCCAUAGCCGGUGACUCCAAAGGACAGCCCUUGCUAUCUUGACUUCGCCGAGUCGGAGAGAGUACCCUGCGUAGAAUCACUCAGCCUUGGGGGGCAGAUGUCCAUUAGCAUACUCACCUUUUUCAGCAGAUACAGAUUUGAUCAGCAAUCACCUGUCAGGCCCGAUUUGCCCAAGCAAAAGGCCUGGACGGAGAGGCUGCUGCUUGCCAAGCAGGUAUAACCCAACGAUACCAGAUGCGCUAGUGUAGACGUGUCAUUCAAAAUGCUUAUAUAGCUCGGGGGGGAAGAUAUGCCCCUCUCCAUCACAGGUUUGGCAAUGCAAGCUGUCUUCCGCGCAGCAGGGUGGCAACUUCCCGCAAUUGAUUUCCUUGUUCGAAGAAGCUCUGAAUGCUGUACAUUGUAUUGAUGCGUGCUUGAUUUCUCGUCAAUCUCCUAGAACAUAGAGCAGAAUAGAGCGGAGACUUUAU